This is a messenger RNA of Rhodofomes roseus, 1382 nucleotides long. RefSeq names its product chitin synthase III catalytic subunit. The record is from RefSeq and is a predicted model, not a curated record. Gene Ontology annotation, biological process: protein folding. NCBI's taxonomy places the organism in Eukaryota, Fungi, Basidiomycota, Agaricomycetes, Polyporales, Fomitopsidaceae. Gene Ontology annotation, cellular component: endoplasmic reticulum membrane. The coding region runs from base 228 to 1253 and encodes 341 amino acids. The transcript has 6 exons.
UUGUCACGCUUCCUCACCUCUCCCACCCGUCGUCGUCGUCGUCGCAGGACUCGAGAUCGUCGUCGCCGCCCGGGCGCAUCCAGUCGCUCACAUCCUCAGAACCCUCCACAACGCCACCCCAUUCUCCGUGAACCCAUCUACUUCCGCUACGUCCGGAGCCUGGUUUCAUCGACUGUGCAGUACUUGUCGUCCGCUCUCUUGUCUUCUCUCCUUCCUCCGCCUCCAACAUGGGCGUACAAUUCGGAUCCUUCGACGAGAUAUGCCAAACAGCGGCACUCGUCAUCUGUCCUCUAGUGGGUUCAGAUCAAGGGAUAGAACCAACAUGCUACAGCCGUAACGUGGAGCUCUCAGGGACGCUCGUUUUCCAGCCUGCUACUCUAUGUAUUCACGUCGCAGCAAUCAUCAUGACCGCCAUUAUGAUCUUCCACAUCCGGAGCAAGUACACGGCAAUUGGUCGGAAGGAAAUUCUUCACUUCUUCUACCUUUAUGCCAUAGUCGAGUUGCUGGGGCUGUUCCUAGACUCGGGUAUUAUCCCAACGUCGAACGUCAGCUAUCCUUGGUUUGCGGCCGUGUAUACAGGCUUCGUCGCGGCGCUAUACGUUGCCCUUCUCGUCAACGGUUUCGUCGGGUUCCAGUUCGCAGAGGAUGGCACACCACUGUCGUUAUGGCUUCUCAGAGGUUGCAUGCUCGUCGUCUUCGCCGUCUGCUUCUUCGUCGCCAUCGCGACCUUCAAGAAGUUCGCUAGCUUCAACUACGCAAAGCCGAUCGGCCUGUGGAUCAUCUACAUCCUUUGGCCACUGAUUUGCGUCAUAGUAUACACCAUCUCGCAGCUCAUGCUCGUCCUGCAGACGUUGGAGGAUCGCUGGCCCAUUGGCGACAUCGUCUUCGGCGUCGCGUUCUUCACGAUUGGGCAGGUCCUUCUGUUCGCGUUCAGCGUGACGAUCUGCAACGCGAUCAAGCACUACAUCGACGGGCUGUUCUUCUUCACCCUCUGCAUGCUCCUUAGCGUCAUGAUGGUCUACAAAUACUGGGACAGCAUCACGCGCGAGGAUCUCGAGUUCUCUGUGGGCUCCAAGGCGACGGUAUGGGAGGUCAAAGACCCUCUGCUCGCGAACGGAGAUUAUGACGACGAUGUCAGCAACUACCACGGCGGCGGCGGCAACACUGCCAGCUUGAUCGGUGGCGUCAGCGGCAAGCAGCUGUACGGGAUGCAGGGCGGCCGUGGCUAUCCGCCACCGCCAGAGAGAUUCUGAGUGGGUCCGGACAGUCGUGUAGCCAUUCGUUCGUAGGACGCUUUCGCAUUCCAUUACCUUAGCAUACCGUGUAUCCUGUUACUUUACCAGCAUGGACGACUGAAAUCAUCAGCCGUAGGGAACAUUUGC